Messenger RNA from Acanthaster planci (crown-of-thorns starfish), 1080 nucleotides. RefSeq names its product alpha-1D adrenergic receptor-like. Gene Ontology annotation, biological process: G protein-coupled receptor signaling pathway. Gene Ontology annotation, molecular function: G protein-coupled receptor activity. Gene Ontology annotation, cellular component: membrane. The record is from RefSeq and is a predicted model, not a curated record. NCBI's taxonomy places the organism in Eukaryota, Metazoa, Echinodermata, Asteroidea, Valvatida, Acanthasteridae.
AUGGAGGAGGAUACCUUCAGCAGUGACAGCAAAGGGAGUUUGUCCGACGGGUUGGUUGUGUAUCAGCGUUUUGCCGAAAGACAGGCUAUAGCUGGGAUUUUCCUCACCGGAGCAAUUCUUGGAUCAGUCGGCAAUUGCUUCGUCGUUGCUGCUGUGGCCCUGUCCAGGAAACUCCGGACGACCACCAAUGUCUUCGUGGUCAACCUGGCGCUGGCUGACAUCCUGACCUCGCUGUUUAUGCCUUGGCAGGCGGUGGCAAUCCUGGGCGGUGGCGACGAGUGGCCCAUACCGGGCGCACCGUGGCUCUGCGUCGCGGCGGGGUUCGUCAUCGUGGUCACCUACGGCUGCAGCAUCAACAACCUAGCCCUGAUCGCCGUCAACCGCUGGGUGGGUAUCACCAAGUCUCGCUUCACCACCCGUCGCAUCUACACAGCCCGUAAGCUCGCCCUGAUGGUGAUUUUCGCCUGGGCCAUGCCGCUCUCCUGCGCCUUGAUACCAGUCCUGACAGACUUUGGUGAACUUGGUUACGAAAAGCUGUACGCUAGCUGCACCUGGGUAAUUGCCAAAUCAGUCUACUACAGCAUGUUCCUCAGCGCUAUGUAUUAUCCACUUCAGCUGAUUUUGAUAACACUGUGUUACUCUUCAAUCUUCUGCUAUGUCCGAAAGACGUCGCAGAAGAUGGCCCGAGCAGAUGCCCCGUCCGUCUCGGAGAAAGUAAGCAGCGGCGGAGCAAGCCGUGCCAUGAGGAGAAAGCUGUGGAAGAGGCAACUUGACGUCACCAAGAACCUGCUCUACAUUGUCUUGGCUUUCGUCCUCUGCCUCACACCCUACUUCACCACCAUCAUUUUCACCACCGACUGGAGCCAACGUCUGGUGCCGUGGGUCGGCGGCAUUUUGUUCUUCAACAGUUGCGUCAACCCUUUCAUCUACGCAACCUCGCACCCAGAUUUCAAAGAGGCCUUCGGGUACAUGAUAAGGUGCCGGAAGAUUCCUACUAGCAACGCGAGUCAUCGAAACAGAUCUGCAGCUACAACAAGCACUGAAGUGAACCAAGCAGACACCGAACAGACCCGGCACUAA